Aedes albopictus (Asian tiger mosquito) is the source of this 3412-nucleotide messenger RNA. RefSeq names its product peptidylglycine alpha-hydroxylating monooxygenase (gene Phm). Lineage: Eukaryota; Metazoa; Arthropoda; Insecta; Diptera; Culicidae. Bases 508 to 1602 code for a protein of 364 amino acids. The record is from RefSeq and is a predicted model, not a curated record. Gene Ontology annotation, biological process: peptide metabolic process. Gene Ontology annotation, molecular function: copper ion binding; oxidoreductase activity, acting on paired donors, with incorporation or reduction of molecular oxygen, reduced ascorbate as one donor, and incorporation of one atom of oxygen. The transcript is spliced from 7 exons. Gene Ontology annotation, cellular component: extracellular region; membrane.
GCAUAGGUAUUCAGAAAACUCGCUUCACGCUCGCAGACAACUUCUGAAUCUAGCACGGACAAGACGCGAAACCGCACAUCAUAUAGAUUAAAUUGCAACGCAAGUGUCAAUCUUGUUUUUUCUUCAAUAAGUGCUGGAUGCGAUUUCGCGAGUUUAGUAGUUCAAUUCGUGCGUAAAAUUUCUCUACUAGAGUGUCUCCCUCGCGUACGUGGAGCAGGUACCUAUCUACGUUGUCAACUUCGCUUCCCAUUUCCGGACGGAUGGAUGAUGUGUGGCGAUGCUAAUUGCUUUGCGGAUGGUCUGGUGAUUCCUUGAUGGUGCUCACUGGCGCUGGUGGUGUGCUGAAGAAUAUCGAAGAAAUUAGAGUUCAAGUGCUGUGAAGCGUAAAAGGUGCUUUUAUUGUGUGCCCGCCGUGAAGAAGUGAAGCAAAUUUGGCUAUAAGGUUCAAGGUGUUCCUAGUGCGAAAACGUCUCACUAGCUCAGAAGCCAGGUUUAUCACAGGAGAAAAUGCACAUCAGGUUGGAAAACUUCCAUAUGGUAGCCUCAGCGCUGGCGAUUCUAUCUGUUGCGUUGCUGGCGAGGCUUGCCAAUGGAUUGUCGGAGAGUAGCAGCAGUAGCAGUUCGGACCACACGACCACAGUGGGACGGUUUCCAUUUCUGAUGCCAAAAGUUAUCCCGUACAAGAAGGAACUGUACCUCUGUACGCCCGUGAAGGUGGACGACACCAAAAGUUAUUAUAUAGUGGGCUUCGAGCCUAAUGCUACGAUGGCGACGGCUCAUCACAUGCUGCUGUACGGAUGCGGGGCACCCGGGUCGCAAUCGGCCGUGUGGAACUGCGGCGAGAUGGCCAAGAGUGACGACGUGAAGGAGGAAACGGGCAGUCCGUGUGGCGCCGGGUCGUCUUCGCAAAUCAUUUACGCGUGGGCACGUGACGCACCGAAGCUGGAGCUGCAGGAUGGCGUAGGAUUCAAAGUGGGACUGGAUUCUCCCAUCAAGUACAUUGUACUGCAGGUUCAUUAUGCCAACAUUGAUAAAUUUAAAGAUGGUACUACAUCCGAUGACUCUGGAAUAUUCCUACACUAUACAUUGAAGCAGAUGAACAAACGGGCCGGCGUGUUGCUACUGGGUACCGGGGGUUCCAUUCCGCCGCAUCAGGUCGAAUACAUGGAAACCGUGUGCAACAUCAGUGAAAACAAAACGAUUCACCCGUUCGCCUAUCGGACCCACACGCACAGCUUGGGACGGGUCGUGUCCGGCUACCAGAUCAAGAUCGACCAGCAGGGCCAGAAUCAUUGGACACGGUUGGGCAAACGGGACCCACUGACGCCGCAGAUGUUCUAUCCGGUGGAGAGCACCGCACCCAUCCGCAAGGGCGAUCGCUUGGCGGCACGGUGCACCAUGGAAAGCAAUCGCAGCACGGUGACGAACAUUGGUGCCACCAACAAUGACGAGAUGUGCAACUUCUAUCUGAUGUACUACGUAGAGAACGACGAGCCGUUGCAAAUGAAAUACUGCUUCAGCAGCGGUCCUCCAUAUUUCUACUGGAAAAACAAGGACACCGAGCUCAACAACAUUCCAGACUACGACGCAAGUCACCUGUAAAUUGCGGAUUUCAGUGAAACCUCCUCAUCUACAACUACAAAUCAUAUGCACUGAGAAAAAAAAAGAGCUGAAAUGAAGAAGAACCCAAAGCACACACAUCACUUUACAUCACAAAUUAUUAUAGAUACCUGUGUAGAAACUACAACUUAAAGAGAGCAGCUAACAAGUGUAUAUUUCAACAAACAGAAAGUCAGAGCUAACUACAGCAGUCAAAUUUUUAAACUUAUCACAAACAGGAGAUAAGCUCGACAAAAGAGAAAUCAAUCUUUCGAACCAUAUCAGAUAAAAGGUUUUAAAAAAUAGACACACCGAGCUCGAAUCGCACCUAUCACAUACCGAGUUAUAGGGAGACAGCCAAGAAUCGCGUAGAAAACUCAAACCCCUCCUCGAUUUUACAGCAUGCUUUAGUCUAGUCAAGGAGAACGCAUUUCUAUAUAGUAGCAGGUCUGUGAAGUUCAAACAUUGAAUUCAAAGUAUCUUUGAACCAAUCAAUCUCUGGCACCGUAGCCACCACGUUGGUUCUCGGUUAUUAGUGUAACUUGUUUUGGUUAAAACUUAUUUAUUGCUACGCUGCUUCCAACGUUUAUUGUUAUGCUUACUUAAAUGGUUUAUAAGGUGAGUUACUACUGUAGUAAAGUUCGAAAGGGAAACGAAGUGGCAAAUGGAAUCGAUGGUACAAGAGAGAGAGCUGUGAGAAACGAACCUGGUUGAAUCAUUUUGAAAAGUUUAUAUCGUGAAACACGAAGAGAAACACUUUUUGUACUGCUGAACAGUGUUCUUUACGAACAAGAGAUUUAACUUUGGGAUACUUAAGCGCGUUACUUUAAUAAUACUUUUGAUAGAUCUUUUUUUGUUUUGGUGAAACCACAUCAACCUUUGCUGUGAAAUGGAAGACACUUUCAGGAAUUGGUGUAUGCUUGUACUUAAACUGAUUUUUUUUGCUUUGCUUUGCAAAUUAAAAGACUUGUCCUUUAAGUUUACUCAUCAUUAUCAUCCCCUCUGUAGAUUUAUCACCAGUCAGUCAAAUCAUCAGAUUUUAACAAAGACAAGUUCAAUUAAAUCUAAACAUUUUUACCCCACAAUGUGUAAAAACCUAGCAAAAAUAUAACUUUAACACAAAGAGAAUCACAUGUUAUGUAUAUCGGUGUAAACAAAAAUAAAAAUUUCUCAUUAGUUACAUGAAAACAGCAACAUUCUAAUCUACUACCUGAAAACCAUAGCAUUUUUUCAACGUCAACCGUGCAAAAGACGAUGAAUCUAAUUCAGAAAGCACAGUGCUCUUCAAUGAAGUAAAGUAUAUAAAACACACACACAUAUGAUAGAGGAUAGUAAUACAAGAAAAAUAUAGUCUCACUUUUGUUGAAUCCCCCUACCGAAAAUCAUUGGAAGACUUGAACCAACAACCAGACAGUAGAAAGUUUAAAGAACCCCAUGAGAAAUUCUAUCCUAGGUGUAUCAUAAUUACCUAUUGUUCAGAAAGAGACACAAACACAAGCAUGGCGUGUUGUUAAUGCGGGAUUUGAUGAUAACUGCUUACAUUCACACUAUAGGAAAUAAAACCGUCAGAGCGGGAUGGACGCACUGCAUGAAGUGGCGCCAACUAAGUGGAAUUUAGUAAACGAAUGAGCCCCGGGUUUGGAUCGAAUGUUUGUGCAAUUGGAACCGUAUAUACAUAAUAUCUAAUCUAUUGGAUAUACAAACAACCUUACCGCAACAGAGCAGCCAGAUCUAUAUAUGACUACAAACAGAAAACAACGUGUAUGAGGCACAAUAAACAGAAAGGAAACUAGUAUUCAUAUUCAUAAGAAAA